Messenger RNA from Loa loa (African eye worm), 315 nucleotides. RefSeq lists its product as hypothetical. The transcript is spliced from 2 exons. The annotation marks the transcript as partial. The record is from RefSeq and is a predicted model, not a curated record. Lineage: Eukaryota; Metazoa; Nematoda; Chromadorea; Rhabditida; Onchocercidae.
AUGAAAGGUGAGUAUUACCAUGCUAGCCUUGGUGAACAAGUACACUUCAGUAUUAUUUGUGGAUACAACUUGAUAAAAAUAUGCGGAUAUGCCUAUAUGAAUGUUUAUUCGAUCGUUCCUUACUUAUUUGUGAAAUUCAAAAAGAUAUGCUGUGAUGUGCUUGUGACAAUACAUAUGUAUUUCUACUAUGCGAAAAUACCAGUUCGCAUUCAUUUUUAUCGAGCAACCAACAUUAUUCAUGCAGCAAUGAUCGCUAGUUGGUAUGGUAACGGCAGUGUGGUGGUGGUUGUGGUAGUGGUGGUGAUGGUGGUGGUG